GUUCUCACCACCACGACCACCGCCGUGCCCGGCGCCUUCUUCACCCAGGGAGUAAGGGGAGGAGGGCAAUAUGAUGUAAAACUCAACCUUCCUCUUUUUUUUUUUUUUGUGGCAGGGAAGCGGCAUCUGCUAACAGAAGAUCAUCUAAAGUUACAAGAAUUUCAGCAGAUGCAAAUGGCAGUUAGAAAUAAAAUUCAUGGCAAUAAAGAUCUGUAUUUUAAAAGUAUUAAAGAAAAAUUAAAGAAAAAUGAAGUUAUUCUCAAAAGUGAAUUAAAAAACUUGCUGCAUUUAUGUCAGACUUCAUCUGAUGUGGAGCUAGCCAGAAGAGUUAUUUACAGGUACCAUGAACAGAAUGGAAUCACAGCCUUCUGUAAUUAUAAAUUUGGGCCCCUCUUUAUGAGGCUAUGUUAUGAGCUGGACCUUGAAAGACCUGCAGUAGAACUUAUCAAAGAUCAGAAUUUGCGUGGAUUUUUCUCAGAGAGUACAUCAUUCCAUAUUUUGAUGACCAUGUUGUUUAAAAAGGGACAUUUUGAAAGUGCUUUCGAUGUUCUGGUAGAAAUGAAAGAACAAGGUAUAGCUUUCAACAAAGAAACCUAUCUACUUGCAUUUGCAAUAUGCUACAAACUGGACAAUUUGGAGUCUUGCAAAACCUCUGCGAAGCUGCUUGAAGAAGCACAGCUGAAAGGUGACACGUUACCACUGCGAGCAUUCUGCUUUGCUGUUGUAACUGCUCUGAAGCAGAAUGAUGUAGCACAAGCCAGAUAUUAUUGUUCCCAGAUAAUGAAAACAGAGAACAAACUAUACAAUAAUCUUAAAGUUCUUGUCGAGCUCAGAUCUGGUUCUCUGGAAGAAGUAUUAAAGACAUUAGAGGCAGCAGUGGAAUUAGAUACUCCUCCCUUUGUGAAAAAAAUAGCGUUUUCUGAGCAGGUGCUGGCCACAGUCAAGGAGAAGAUGGAAGAAGACCCCAGCCUUUCUGCCAGGCUUGGAGGUGUUCAUAUGAAACUACGAGCUGCGGGACAGAUAACCACGUGCACACUGGAAGACAUGCUUUUCCAGAUUCCUAGUUCAAAGAAAACCCUUCUGAAGCUUUUAAAUCGGCAGCAGUUGGGUUACCAGGCUGCUAAACCACUUCAGUCAAAUCUGCUGUUGGAAUAG
This is a messenger RNA of Merops nubicus (carmine bee-eater), 1155 nucleotides long. It is a transcript of the gene PTCD2, whose product is annotated as pentatricopeptide repeat domain 2. Gene Ontology annotation, cellular component: mitochondrion. Gene Ontology annotation, biological process: regulation of mRNA processing; mitochondrion organization; multicellular organism development. The annotation marks the transcript as partial. The transcript has 10 exons. Gene Ontology annotation, molecular function: RNA binding; protein binding. The record is from RefSeq and is a predicted model, not a curated record. Lineage: Eukaryota; Metazoa; Chordata; Aves; Coraciiformes; Meropidae.